Bipolaris zeicola 26-R-13 is the source of this 354-nucleotide messenger RNA. RefSeq lists its product as uncharacterized. Gene Ontology annotation, molecular function: RNA binding. Gene Ontology annotation, biological process: RNA splicing; spliceosomal snRNP assembly. The coding region runs from base 1 to 354 and encodes 117 amino acids. Lineage: Eukaryota; Fungi; Ascomycota; Dothideomycetes; Pleosporales; Pleosporaceae. Gene Ontology annotation, cellular component: U2 snRNP; U5 snRNP; U4/U6 x U5 tri-snRNP complex. The transcript is spliced from 4 exons. The record is from RefSeq and is a predicted model, not a curated record.
AUGGUCGACGCGAAGAUUCAGGAGCUUCUGUCCAAGCCACGCUCCGAGUUGACGGAGUACGAGGUCGCGCAAGUUGAAGAGCAUGAGCUCACCACCGGUCCUCUUUCUAUUCUUCAGACCGCCGUCCGCUCGCGCACACAAGUGCUGAUUUCGUGCCGAAACAACCGCAAGAUCCUCGCACGCGUGAAGGCUUUUGACCGCCACUGCAACAUGGUCCUCGAGAAUGCCAAGGAGAUGUGGACCGAGACGCCACGGUUAGCCAACGGUAGCUAUGGAAGGAAGGUUAACAAGGAUCGCUUCAUUUCCAAGCUGUUUCUCCGAGGCGAUUCCGUCAUCCUCGUCUUGCUCUCAUAA